AUGUGGCGUAAUGAAUUGCUCAACAUAAGAGCACUACAAUGUAGUGGCACUACCAAUUCAACAGGGGAAACUCUUUACCUUCGUGUUUCAGCUAAUGAUUUCCACAGACUGAGAAACAACAGAAAGGGGAUUGUUAUUGGAGUGGCAACUGGUACAGGCGUUUCUGUUCUAUGUUUAUUUGCACUCAUUCUCCUGGUAAUGAUUCUGAGAAACAAAAGUAAGAGGUCUAGUCAUAUACUGGAUGAUGUUCAAGGUUGUAACAGAAUCACUGCAUUUAGAUACACUGAUUUACAGCGUGCCACAACAAAAUUCACCGAUAAGUUAGGGGCAGGCAGUUUUGGUUCUGUAUUCAAGGGGGUUUUAACUGACUCGACUGCCGUAGCAGUGAAAAGGCUUGAUGGUGCUUAUCAAGGAGAGAAGCAAUUCAGAGCUGAAGUGAGCUCGAUUGGAGCUGUCCGGCACAUCAAUUUAGUUAAGCUUGUUGGUUUCUGUUGUGAGGGUUCUAAGAGGUUGCUUGUUUACGAACACAUGCCAAAUCGCUCACUUGAUGUGCAUCUAUUUAGAAACAACUCUACAACGCUGAAUUGGUUUGUCAGGUAUCACAUAGCCCUGGGAGUUGCGAGAGGGUUAGCUUACUUGCAUGAGAGCUGUCGAGACUGCAUCAUACACUGUGAUAUCAAGCCAGAAAACAUACUUCUUGAUGCUUCAUUCAUUCCAAAAGUUGCAGACUUUGGGAUGGCAAAGCUCUUAGGAAGAAUGUUUAGCCGAGUCUUGACUACAAUGAGAGGAACUGCAGGGUACCUUGCACCUGAAUGGAUUACUGGAGUUGCUAUUACACCAAAAGUCGAUGUUUAUAGCUACGGGAUGGUGCUGCUGGAAAUUAUAUCUGGAAAGAGGAACUCAUGCGCACCAUGUACUAGCGGUGGCAACCUUGAUGUUUAUUUCCCUCUGUAUGCUGCACAUAAGCUUCUUGAAGGAGAAGUCGGGUGUUUGGUAGAUGAAAUGUUACAUGGUGAUGUUAAUCUGGACGAGGCUGAACUGGCUUGCAAGGUUGCAUGUUGGUGUAUCCAAGAUGAUGAGUUUGAUCGACCAACAAUGGGAGAGGUAGUUCGGAUUCUCGAAGGGCAAAUUGAAAUCGGGAUGCCCCCGAUACCAAGACUGCUUCAAGCUAUGGCUGGGAACUCGGAUAUAGCAUGA
This is a messenger RNA of Triticum turgidum subsp. durum (durum wheat), 1197 nucleotides long. Lineage: Eukaryota; Viridiplantae; Streptophyta; Magnoliopsida; Poales; Poaceae. The record is from the annotation of a GenBank genome assembly.